UUAAACUCUGCUGCUUCCUUUUCCUCUUUUGUCAUUCCUUGAGUUGAGAGCAAACUUAAGUGUUUUCAGAACAAGGGUACGGCACAAGAAAAUAACUGAUAUUACUUUGAACCUCAACUACGUGCAUUUAUUUGUUCCUGUUGAACGGGAUCCAAGGAAACGUUGAGGUUAUCGAAUGGAAACUACUUUAACUGAAGCAUGGUGGCUUGCAAAGUCAUCUAUUGAGUAAUUUCUAUGGUCCUCUGACUUUAUUGGUGAGUCUUGCUUGUUUUAUUUCGGAUCCAUUGACUCUGUUGUGCCAGCAUUAUGAGCAUCUAUAUCUCAGCGAUUUGCGGGGUUCUAAUUCAUGCCGUUGGGUUUGAAGUAAAGAAGACAACACCAACUUUUUCUGUAGCAAUGCUAAAGUGACGCCAGCAUUUUAUCUAGAAGUGUCUAGAAGACCUUUCAGUUCUGUAACCAUCUAGUGCCACAUUCAAAGACUCAACAUAAAUUCCAGCGACGCUCACCAUGAGGGUGGAGAGUUUAUUACUGGCAUUGCAAUGCCUGUUGGGAUUUGUACACUACAGCGGAGGAUUGUCAACAUGCAGUUCUUUAGACCUAGAGCUAAUAAAGAGAAAGCGAAUCGAAGCGAUUCGAGGACAGAUUCUCAGCAAGCUACGACUGUCUAAAGAACCAGAAGUAGACGAGGAAGAGGAGUUACAAAACGUCCCAGCAGAGCUCAUCUCAGUAUACAACAGCACCGUGGAGCUAAAUGAGGAGCAGGCGUUGCCUCUUGAACAACCCAGAGAAGAUCCUAUGGAGGAGGAAUACUAUGCUAAAGAGGUUCACAAAUUCACCAUGAAACUGAAACAGGGAACCCCAGACAAGUUAUUGUUCAACAUCACAGAUAUAAGCCACACAUUGGGUUUAAACUGCACAAUCUCCCAGGUGGAGCUCCGUAUGCGCAUCAUGAGUUUUUCAGGUGUUACAGAGCAGAGACUGGAGCUGUAUCAGGGCACUGGGAACAAGUCGCGCUACUUGGAAUCACGCUUUAUUUCUGACCAAAUGGCAAGCAAAUGGCUAACGUUUGAUGUGACAAAGACCAUGAAGGACUGGCUCCAGAGAAAUGAGGCAGAACAGGGAUUUCAAUUGAAGAUGGCAGAUAACUGUGACCCUUCGACUACAUUUCCACUCAAAAUAGCAGGUUUGUUAACUACAAGAGGUGAUACAGAAACCUUAGCAGACCAUAUGCCAAAGCCUCACAUUUUGGUCAUGUCACUUCCUCUUGAUGGCAGCAGCUCAUCAAAAUCUCGCAGAAAACGUCAAACUGAAACUGAUCAAGUUUGUACCGAUAAGUCUGACAGCUGCUGUGUCAGAAGUCUGUACAUUGACUUCCGCAAAGACCUGGGCUGGAAGUGGAUACAUGAACCUUCUGGCUAUUAUGCCAACUAUUGCACUGGCUCUUGCUCUUUCGUCUGGACUUCAGAAAAUAAAUACUCACAGGUUCUUGCGCUGUAUAGGCAUCACAAUCCUGGUGCAUCUGCUCAACCCUGCUGUGUACCUCAGGUUCUAGACCCACUGCCCAUCCUUUACUAUGUGGGCCGGCAACAUAAGGUAGAACAACUGUCAAAUAUGAUUGUGAAGACCUGCAAGUGUUGCUGAAAGACAUCUCUAUUUGGUUCUUGUGAGCAAAAUCAAGAGAGGAACAUUUUGAAGCAGGAGUAACCCAGUAUUUUUUUAGGAGGAUUUUAUUCCUGUUUUUUUGGUCCUUUUCAUUUUACUUGACUCCGCUGUAUCACACUUAGAUGUACUGAUACUGUUGUACAUCUAUGUUGAUGAUACAUGUGCUGUACAUGUUGUCAUAAAAGUGGCAAUACUCAUUGUUUGAUUUAGAGGUAUUAACUAUUAUUUAACAGAAAAUCAAAUUGUGACUUAAAAUUUUCAUCACAGUUCGAUGUAGAUUAUUCUGAAUAAAAGUUAGCAUUUAAAAACUAUUGGACACAUGUUUACUGUAUUAAGUGGAAUAUAUAUCUCCAUUCUGUGCAGACUGUUUAUAUCUGUACUUGCAUUGCUAACUUAAUUAUGCUGUUGAC
Molecule: messenger RNA, 2072 nt
Organism: Carassius carassius (crucian carp)
Lineage: Eukaryota; Metazoa; Chordata; Actinopteri; Cypriniformes; Cyprinidae
Product: transforming growth factor beta-1 proprotein-like
Exons: 7
Coding region: 508-1641 (377 amino acids)
Biological process (GO): regulation of cell population proliferation; BMP signaling pathway; transforming growth factor beta receptor signaling pathway
Cellular component (GO): extracellular region
Molecular function (GO): type III transforming growth factor beta receptor binding; growth factor activity; cytokine activity
Source: RefSeq, a predicted model, not a curated record